GUGUUAUUUGCAGUGCUCAAUUCUGAUUUCUGAUUUGGUACUUGCUUAAAAUUUUUAUUUUUGUUAAUGGGUUGUGUUCAAACCCCUUUUAAAUGGACUGUUUUUCCCAAAUGCAAGUUUCUGCACAAUUUAAUGAUCUUGUUGGUUUAUUGGCUGUGUUAUUUUCACUUUUGUAUGUUUCCAGAGAUGGGUUUAAUCCAGAAAAUCAUUUUGAAUAACUUGUUGCCUGGAAUUCAUCCAGUGGGUGUGCAAAGAAGCUCAAAAUUGUGGUGCUCAAGCAUCCCAUCUGACUCUGACAUUGGCAAUGAUGACACAAAGAACAAUGGGGCAGAAGAUGGUUUUGACGACUUUAUUGGUGCGAAGAAAGAUGUGAAUUUGCAACCCCAAGGAGUUGAUCCCAGGAGGGGCUGGGGAUUUCGUGGUGUGCACAAGGCAAUUAUCUGUGGAAAAGUUGGGCAAGCCCCUGUGCAAAAGAUUUUGAGGAAUGGUCGAACUGUAACCAUCUUCACGGUUGGGACAGGAGGCAUGUUUGACCAAAGGGUAAUGGGAGCAAAGGACUUACCAAGACCUGCUCAAUGGCAUCGAAUUGCUGUGCAUAAUGAAACACUUGGGGCUUAUGCAGUUAAACAAUUGGUUAAGAAUGCAUCAAUCUAUGUCGAGGGUGACAUUGAAACUAGAGUUUACAAUGACAGCAUCAAUGGUGAAGUGAAACAUAUUCCAGAGAUAUGCAUUCGUCAUGAUGGGAAGCUUCGUCUUAUAAAGACUGGAGAAAGCAUAAGCAGUAUAUCGUUGGAUGAUCUGCGAGAAGAUUUGCUUUAGCCAACGGAACAGUUGAUUAGCGCAUCAGGGAAAACUCCGCUUUGGAAACGGAACAUAGCUCAAGCCACUUUUGUAGGAAACGGGUUACAUUUGCUAGUCUAGUCUGGUUGUAACCCGGCAAAGAGAAAUCGAUGGAGUUUUGUUCUUCUAAUGUGUUGAUAUAUCACUCAGUUUACUCCAGUGAAUGAAGCCAUUUAUCCUUUCCUCUCGUUUGGAGAACGUAGCGUGCUUAACGAUUGAGGUCGUUAUGUAAAAACUAUUUAUGUUCUUAAAUCCCACUAAAUGAAGUCAUUUACUGUUCUCUCAA
Messenger RNA from Pyrus x bretschneideri (Chinese white pear), 1126 nucleotides. RefSeq names its product single-stranded DNA-binding protein, mitochondrial-like. The transcript is spliced from 6 exons. Gene Ontology annotation, molecular function: single-stranded DNA binding. Gene Ontology annotation, biological process: positive regulation of helicase activity; mitochondrial DNA replication. The record is from RefSeq and is a predicted model, not a curated record. NCBI's taxonomy places the organism in Eukaryota, Viridiplantae, Streptophyta, Magnoliopsida, Rosales, Rosaceae. Gene Ontology annotation, cellular component: mitochondrial nucleoid. The coding region runs from base 67 to 819 and encodes 250 amino acids.